AUUCAUUAAAAAAAGAAAAAUAACUGCGGUUAACACUUGAAUGUUGUUUAUGCCAGAUUACUUCAUGUACCAAAAGGAAGGGCUCGAUGUUGGCCGUUGUGGAGACGGACAACAUUUCAGACGGAGCGAGGCAAAAAUGGCGAGUCAAGAGGAGUCUGUGAGGGAGUUCGUCGCUGUCACCGAUGUGGACGAAGAAAGAGCCAGGUUUUUUCUUGAGUCUGCUGGAUGGGACCUGCAGCUUGCACUUGCCAGUUUUUUCGAGGAUGGUGCCGACGAUGACAUUGUCGCCAUUCCUCAGCUGGAGACUGGCUCGUCUGUGUCCAGAUCUGCAGGGCCGAGUGUACAACCACGAGUGACAUCAUUCAGGGACUUGAUGCAGGAGGCAGAAGACGAAAGUGAUGAGGAGGAGGGUCAAAGGUUUUUUGCCGGCGGAUCAGAGCGCAGUGGGCAGCAGAUUGUUGGCCCUCCGAAGAAGAAGAGCUCCAAUGAAGUGGUGGAAGAUCUCUUCAAGGGGGCGAGGGAGCACGGAGCUGUGCCGUUAGACCGCAGUGGGAAAAGUCCAGGAGAGCCCAGCAGAUCCAAGCCGUUUGUUGGUGGAGGAUACAGGCUAGGAGCAGCCCCUGAGGAGGAGUCCACCUAUGUAGCUGGAGAGAGACGAGCCUCCAACAGUCAGCAGGAUGUGCAUGUGGUGUUGAAGCUUUGGAAGACCGGUUUCAGUCUGGACAAUGGCGAACUCAGAAACUACAGCGACCCUGGAAACGCCAACUUCCUGGAGGCGAUUCGGAGGGGGGAAAUUCCACUGGAGUUGAGGCAACGCUCCCGAGGAGGCCAGGUCAACCUGGACAUGGAGGACCACAGAGACGAAGAAUUCUCCAAACCUAAAGUGGCCUUCAAAGCUUUUGGUGGUGAAGGACAGAAGUUGGGAAACGCCACCCCAGACCUGGUGGCAGCUCCAGCAACAUCUCAGCAGGACAUGGCAGCCAACGAGGCUCAGGCUAGCGCCUCUGUGAACCUGGACUCCUCCCAGCCCGUCACUAACAUCCAGAUCCGGUUGGCUGAUGGCGGGCGACUGGUGCAAAAGUUUAACCACACCCACAGGGUGUCGGACCUGAGGCAGUUUGUGGUCGCGGCCCGGCCCACCAUGGCAGCCAGAGAGUUCGUCCUCAUGACCACCUUCCCCAACAAGGAGCUGUCGGACGAGAGCCAGACACUGCAGCAGGCCAACCUCCUCAACGCCGUCAUCGUGCAGCGGUUACAGUGAGGACUGAGAGGAGAAAAAAUAAAAAUAAAAAAACAAAAAAAAAGGCCCUUCCCAUUAAGAUAAGGCUGAGAAACUGAGCCUCUGAUCCUGCUGCCCCCUUCUGGAGGAGGAAAAACUUGGACUUAUGUAUAUGAAUUUCUGAUUUUUCGUUUUUCUAUAGUGAAAUGUAACAACCAAACUCAUCCCAACCUCCGCAGCCUUCCACUGACUGCACUCUCAAAGAAGAGGUGGUGGUUUAUAAGAAAAAGCUCACUAAACCUUCCCACUAGUCCCCUCCCUCAGCUUAUCGGCUCUUCACAGCAACUCAACAGCACAACCCAAAAGUCUGACCCACACAAACGUCUCUCAUCCUGUCGAGAUUCUUCUACCAGUAGCCUUACACCUUCGGAUCCAUGUCUGCCCUUUAGGUUCAAAGAUGGGAUUAUUUUUUUAAAGGCUUUCUUUAUCCAGAGUGUAGUAGGAGUCGAGAAGAAACAAGGUUUUGUUGCCGAACCAAAACAAGUUAGGUUGUGAACACUGUUUUGUGUACGUGCCACAUACUUGCAGUUAGGUCUAUGCAUCCCGGGGCAACAAGGAAAUACAUAGAAGUAUUCAAUGUGUCACAGUGAAUGUUGCCGUCUCAACCGUGGAAUUCAUUUGUGGCGUUUGGCUGGGACGGAAAACCUAGCUGGAGAGAAUGAUUUGAGCUGAAGCACAAGCAUUGAUCGAGUUAGGAGUGAGGAAGGGAACCAGAAGAGGGAUGAAGAAAAGUAUCCUGACCUUACACUCGCCGUCUCGUGACACCUGUUGGUAAAGGUCGUUUGCUAAAAGUGUCUAAAAAUGUCAGCUGGUGUUUGAGAAAGCCUGUCCCUUUAAAUUCCAUGGCUGUGAAGCAAAUAUUCUGCGGCACUUGAAGCACUGUCAGUUUGGACCUCUGGUGUAAUAAAUCCAUCAUGGUUGAUGUAUGAAAUA
Messenger RNA from Synchiropus splendidus (mandarinfish), 2212 nucleotides. It is a transcript of the gene nsfl1c, whose product is annotated as NSFL1 (p97) cofactor (p47). Gene Ontology annotation, molecular function: ubiquitin binding. Gene Ontology annotation, biological process: autophagosome assembly; nuclear membrane reassembly; Golgi organization. The record is from RefSeq and is a predicted model, not a curated record. NCBI's taxonomy places the organism in Eukaryota, Metazoa, Chordata, Actinopteri, Syngnathiformes, Callionymidae. The coding region runs from base 41 to 1261 and encodes 406 amino acids. Gene Ontology annotation, cellular component: cytosol; nucleus. The transcript is spliced from 10 exons.